CGGCGCCCCGCGGUCCUCCCCCUGCAGCCCGGGUAACGGGGGCGCCCCCGGUGACCAUGAGAGCUAAGGACUGAGGGCCGGGCAGGGGGACGCGAGCUCGCCGAGCGUGGCGGGGGCUGCUCACGCCGAGGGCCACCGCGGCCGCACUCCAGCCGCGCUCGGUCGCUGCACGCCUCGCGGGGGCCGCAGAGGCAGUCGGGCCGGCGGGGAUGCCGGGGCUGGGGCGGAGGGCGCAGUGGCUGUGCUGGUGGUGGGGGCUGCUGUGCAGCUGCUGCGGGCCCCCGCCGCUCCGGCCGGCCCUGCCCGCCGCCGCCGGGAGCCAGCUGCCCGGGGACGGCGCGAGCCCCGGCCGCCCUGAGCCGCCGCACUCCUCCUCGGGCUUCCUCUACCGGCGCCUCAAGACGCACGAGAAGCGGGAGAUGCAGAAGGAGAUCCUGUCGGUGCUGGGGCUCCCGCACCGGCCGCGGCCCCUGCACGGCCUCCAGCAGCCGCAGCCCCCCGCGCUCCCGCAGCAGCAGCCGCCUGCCGGGGAGCCCCCGCCGGGGAGGCUCAAGUCCGCGCCCCUCUUCAUGCUGGAUCUGUACAACGCCCUGUCGGCCGCCGACGACGAGGACUGGCCGUCGGACGCGGCGAGGCAGCAGCCGGGACCCCGCGGAGGGGCCGGCUCGGCUCAGCCCGGGCAGUCGCUGCCGGGAGCCGCCGCGCACCGCCUCCCCCGCAAGGGCUUCCUGGCCGCGGGACCUGGCGGCGCGUCGCCCCUGACCAGCGCGCAGGACAGCGCCUUCCUCAACGACGCCGACAUGGUCAUGAGCUUUGUGAACCUGGUGGAGUACGACAAGGAGUUCUCCCCUCGCCAGCGGCACCACAAAGAGUUCAAGUUCAACCUAUCCCAGAUUCCUGAGGGUGAGGCGGUGACGGCUGCAGAAUUCCGCAUCUACAAGGACUGUGUUGUGGGGAGUUUUAAAAACCAAACUUUUCUUAUCAGCAUUUACCAAGUCUUGCAGGAGCAUCAGCACAGAGACUCUGACCUGUUUCUGUUGGACACCCGUGUCGUGUGGGCCUCGGAGGAAGGCUGGCUGGAAUUUGACAUCACGGCUACCAGCAAUCUAUGGCUGGUGACCCCGCAGCAUAACCUGGGCCUUCGGCUGAGCGUGGUUACACAGGACGGCCUGCACGUCAGCCCCCGAGCUGCAGGCCUGGUGGGCAGGGACGGCCCCUACGACAAGCAGCCCUUCAUGGUGGCUUUCUUCAGAGUGAGCGAGGUCCACGUGCGCACCACCAGGUCAGCAACCAGCCGGCGCCGGCAGCAGAGUCGCAAUCGCUCUACCCAGGCCCAGGACGUGUCUCGGGUCUCCAGCGCGUCAGAUUACAACAGCAGUGAAUUGAAAACGGCCUGUAGGAAGCAUGAGCUGUAUGUCAGCUUCCAAGACCUCGGGUGGCAGGAUUGGAUCAUCGCACCCAAGGGCUACGCUGCCAAUUACUGUGAUGGAGAAUGCUCCUUCCCUCUCAAUGCACACAUGAACGCCACCAACCACGCCAUCGUGCAGACCCUGGUGCACCUUAUGAAUCCUGAAUAUGUCCCCAAGCCUUGCUGUGCACCAACUAAAUUAAAUGCCAUCUCAGUUCUCUACUUUGAUGACAACUCCAAUGUUAUCCUGAAAAAAUAUCGGAAUAUGGUGGUGAGAGCUUGUGGGUGCCACUGACUUGCUACCAUCUGCAAGGACACAAGUUCCACCUUGGAUUCCUGGUUGCUAUCUGCCUUAGAAGGCAGAGAAAGUGAGCUAAGACUUUGAGUCCGUCUCAUGCUGGUGCCUUACUGCCCCAGGGAAGGCGUGAAGGGGCCUCCUUGGUAACUUGCUUUGAGA
Ochotona curzoniae (black-lipped pika) is the source of this 1865-nucleotide messenger RNA. RefSeq names its product bone morphogenetic protein 6 (gene BMP6). NCBI's taxonomy places the organism in Eukaryota, Metazoa, Chordata, Mammalia, Lagomorpha, Ochotonidae. Gene Ontology annotation, biological process: SMAD protein signal transduction. The transcript is spliced from 7 exons. Gene Ontology annotation, molecular function: cytokine activity; growth factor activity. The coding region runs from base 210 to 1703 and encodes 497 amino acids. Gene Ontology annotation, cellular component: extracellular region. The record is from RefSeq and is a predicted model, not a curated record.